AUGCUCUGCCAGGGCGUCCUAGCCCCCAUCCUGCCCCACACCACCGUGUGGGGCGAGGGGCUGAGUGCUGCCCGCACCCCAUCACCGGGACACUCCCUGCCCCACUCACGGCCCCACCGGGACGGGCUCAGCCCCUUCGCCCCGGUCCUGCCGCGGCCAGCCCGGCCCCAGGCCGCCGCACUGGCCCCAGCGGGGAGCCUGGAGGUGUGGGUGCCGGAGCGGCUCACCUUCAGCCUCUGGGACUACGGAGUCUUCGGGCUGAUGCUGCUGAUCUCCACCAGCAUCGGGCUCUUCCACGGCCUCGCCAAAGGUGGCCAGAAAACCUCGGAGGAUUUUUUCACGGGGGGACGACGCAUGUCGGCUCUGCCCGUGGGGCUCUCGCUUUCGGCCAGCUUCAUGUCGGCCAUCCAGGUGCUGGGGGUGCCGGCAGAGGCGUACCGGUACGGAGCCAAAUUCCUCUGGAUGUGCCUGGGGCAGCUGCUCAACACGCUGCUCACCGCCCAGCUCUUCCUCCCCGUCUUCUACCGCCUGGGGCUCACCAGCACCUACGAGUAUCUGGAGCGGCGGUUCAGCAGGAGCGUCCGGCUGUGCGGGACCCUGCAGUACGUGGUGGCCACGAUGCUGUACACGGGGAUCGUCAUCUACGCUCCCGCCCUGAUCCUCAACCAAGUGACCGGUCUGGACAUCUGGGCGUCCCUGCUCUCCACCGGCGUCAUCUGCACCUUCUACACCACCAUAGGCGGGAUGAAGGCUGUCAUCUGGACGGACGUCUUCCAGGUCUUUGUGAUGCUCUCCGGCUUCAUCGCCAUCAUCAUCCGGGGGGUGUUGCUGGUGGGGGGUCCCGCCAGGGUGCUGGGCAUCGCCGCCAACGGCUCCAGGCUGAACUUCGGCGACUUCAACCCGGACCCGCGGAGCCGGUACACGGUCUGGACCUUCCUGCUGGGCGGCACGCUGGUCUGGCUCUCCAUGUACGGCGUCAACCAGGCCCAGGUCCAGCGCUACGUGGCCUGCAGGACCGAGAGGGAGGCCAGGAUGGCGCUGCUGGUGAAUCAAGUGGGGCUCUUCUGCAUCGUCUCCAGCGCGGUGGCCUGUGGCCUUGUGAUGUUUGCGCUGUACAAGGACUGCGAUCCCCUCCUCGCCGGCUACAUCUCAGCCCCGGACCAGUACAUGCCCUACCUGGUCCUUGACAUCUUCGAGACGUUCCCGGGGGUGCCGGGGCUGUUCCUGGCUUGUGCCUACAGCGGGACCCUCAGCACGGCCUCCACCAGCAUCAACGCCAUGGCAGCCGUCACCGUCGAGGACCUCAUCAAGCCCAAGCUCCCUGCGCUGUCACCGCGGAGGCUGGCCCUCAUCUCCAAGGGGCUGUCGCUCGUGUACGGCACCUCGUGCAUCACGGUGGCAGCUCUGGCCUCGCUGCUGGGUGGCGGCGUGCUGCAGGGCUCCUUCACCGUCAUGGGGGUGAUCGGCGGCCCGCUGCUGGGGGCCUUCGUCCUGGGCAUCUUCCUGCCGAUGUGCAGCACGGCCGGCGCACUGGGGGGCCUGGGCGCCGGCUUCGCCCUCUCCUUCUGGGUGGCCGUGGGGGGCACCCUCCACCCCCCCAGCGCGGCCGCCAUGGGGGUGCUGCCCACCUCCGGAGCCCUCUGCCCGCUCUACAACCGCAGCGCCGGCGCCAACCGCACCGUCCUCCUGGGACCCCUGCCCCCCCGCGAGCAGCCCCCUGCCCCGGCCCGGCCAGCCAUCGUGGGUGACUUCUACGCCAUCUCCUACCUGUACUACGGGGCGCUGGGGACCCUCACCACGGUGGUGGCCGGGCUCCUGCUCAGCUCCCUGCCAGGGCUGACCAGGCGGAGGCAGCUGCCCCCGGGCGUGCUGUGGCGGGACAUCUCGAAGCAGGUCUCCUUGGUGUCCCCCACGGGCACCCAGAGCCCCCGGGAGGAGCCCCCGGACAAGGCUGGAGCCCCCCAGGCGCGGCCAGUGAGGCCGGACUGGGAGGGCGGCCCCCCCCAGGGCUCCCCCGAUCCCGGCACUGCCACCGACCUGCUGCUGCGGGAGACCCACGUGUAG
This is a messenger RNA of Gavia stellata (red-throated loon), 2064 nucleotides long. It is a transcript of the gene SLC5A5, whose product is annotated as solute carrier family 5 member 5. NCBI's taxonomy places the organism in Eukaryota, Metazoa, Chordata, Aves, Gaviiformes, Gaviidae. Bases 1 to 2064 code for a protein of 687 amino acids. The record is from RefSeq and is a predicted model, not a curated record. Gene Ontology annotation, molecular function: symporter activity. The transcript has 15 exons. Gene Ontology annotation, biological process: iodide transmembrane transport; sodium ion transport. Gene Ontology annotation, cellular component: membrane.